AUGGGUUUACGGCGCGAGUGUUUGGAUGGGUAUCGGGACUCGAGUAAGUGUAUUGAUUACGACACCGAGAUGCAUAGGUUCAAGUACGCGUGUAUAAUAUGUGGCGAUAAGGCAACGGGCUAUAAUUUCAAUGCACUCACGUGCGAGUCAUGUAAAGCAUUUUUCAGGAGAAAUGCGCUCAAGGGCAUCAAAAGUUGUAACUUUGAUGACAAUUGUGUAAUCAAUUUGAAAACCCGAAGGAUAUGUGGUUAUUGUCGACUUAAG
Molecule: messenger RNA, 264 nt
Organism: Oppiella nova
Lineage: Eukaryota; Metazoa; Arthropoda; Arachnida; Sarcoptiformes; Oppiidae
Source: the annotation of a GenBank genome assembly